Messenger RNA from Eubalaena glacialis (North Atlantic right whale), 4059 nucleotides. It is a transcript of the gene PRDM11, whose product is annotated as PR/SET domain 11. Gene Ontology annotation, biological process: regulation of transcription by RNA polymerase II. The transcript is spliced from 8 exons. The record is from RefSeq and is a predicted model, not a curated record. Lineage: Eukaryota; Metazoa; Chordata; Mammalia; Artiodactyla; Balaenidae. Gene Ontology annotation, cellular component: nucleus. Gene Ontology annotation, molecular function: DNA-binding transcription factor activity, RNA polymerase II-specific; RNA polymerase II cis-regulatory region sequence-specific DNA binding; protein binding. Bases 119 to 3652 code for a protein of 1177 amino acids.
CCCAGCCCAAGCUGAGCGCUGUUCUGGCCCGAAGAGUGUCCCCGGGCUUGGCAUGAGGACCCUGGGGUGCCAAGGGAGGGGCUGAAGCCCAGCGCGGUGGUGGAGGAGGGCGGACAGAAUGACUGAGAACAUGAAGGAGUGCUUGGCGCAGACCAAGGCGGCCGUGGGGGAGAUGGUGACGGUGGUGAAGACAGAGGUCUGCUCACCGCUCCGCGACCAGGAGUAUGGCCAACCCUGCUCUAGGAGACCAGACCCCUCCGCCAUGGAAGUGGAGCCCAGGAAACUGAAGGGGAAGCGUGACCUCAUCAUGCCCAAAAGCUUCCAGCAAGUGGACUUCUGGUUCUGCGAGUCCUGCCAGGAGUACUUUGUGGAUGAGUGCCCGAACCACGGUCCCCCGGUGUUUGUGUCCGACACGCCGGUGCCUGUGGGCAUCCCAGACCGGGCGGCCCUCACCAUCCCCCAGGGCAUGGAGGUGGUCAAGGAAGCCAGUGGGGAGAAUGACGUGCGUUGCAUAAAUGAGGUCAUCCCCAAGGGCCACAUCUUCGGCCCCUAUGAGGGGCAGAUCUCCACCCAGGACAAAUCAGCUGGCUUCUUCUCGUGGCUGAUUGUGGACAAGAACAACCGCUACAAGUCCAUUGAUGGGUCAGAUGAGACUAAAGCCAACUGGAUGAGGUACGUGGUCAUCUCUCGGGAGGAGAGGGAGCAGAACCUGCUGGCGUUCCAGCACAGCGAGUGCAUCUACUUCCGGGCGUGCCGGGACAUCCGGCCCGGGGAGCGGCUGCGGGUCUGGUACAGCGAGGACUACAUGAAGCGCCUGCACAGCAUGUCCCAAGAGACCAUCCACCGCAACCUGGCCAGAGGAGAGAAGAAGUUGCAGAGGGAGAAGUCUGAGCAGGCUCUGGAUAACCCAGAAGACCUGAGGGGUCCCCUGCAGCUCCCCGUGUUGAGACAGGGCAAAAGUCCCUACAAGCGUGGCUUUGACGAGGGGGACGUGCACCCCCAGGCCAAGAAGAAGAAAAUCGACCUCAUUUUCAAGGAUGUGUUGGAGGCCUCGCUGGAAUCUGCAAAGGUAGAAGCCCACCAGCUGGCACUGAGCACCUCGCUGGUCAUCAGGAAGGUCCCCAAGUACCAGAACGACGCCUACAGUCAGUGUGCAAUGACUGUGUCACAUGGCGUGCAGAAUGUCAGCCGGACCCAGGGGGAAGGAGACUGGAAGAUCCCCCAAGGGGCUUCCAAGGAGGCAGGCCCAGUGGAGGACGAAGAGGAGGAGCCUUCGUCGUUCAAGGCCGACAGCCCCGCCGAGGCCUCCCUUGCAUCCGACCCUCACGAGCUGCCCACCACCUCCUUUUGCCCUAACUGUAUUCGCCUAAAGAAGAAGGUCCGGGAACUCCAGGCCGAACUAGACAUGCUUAAGUCUGGCACGCUUCCUGAGCCCCCCACCUUGCCAGCACAGGUACUGGAGCUCCCCGAAUUCUCAGACCCCGCAGCCUCAGAGAGCAUGGUCUCCGGCCCUGCCAUCAUGGAGGACGAUGACCAGGAGGUCGAUUCGGCAGACGAAUCCGUCUCCAACGAUAUGAUGACGGCCACCGAUGAGCCCUCCAAGAUGUCGUCGGCCACCGGGCGCCGAAUCCGGCGCUUCAAGCAGGAGUGGCUGAAGAAAUUCUGGUUCCUGCGGUACUCCCCGACCCUCAACGAGAUGUGGUGCCACGUCUGCCGCCAGUACACGGUGCAGUCCUCCCGCACCUCGGCCUUCAUCAUCGGCUCCAAGCAGUUCAAGAUCCACACCAUCAAGCUGCACAGCCAGAGCAACCUGCACAAGAAGUGCCUGCAGCUGUACAAGCUCCGCAUGCACCCCGAGAAGACGGAGGAGAUGUGUCGCAACAUGACCCUGCUCUUCAACACCGCCUACCACCUGGCCCUGGAGGGCAGGCCCUACCUGGACUUCCGGCCCCUGGCCGAGCUGCUGCGGAAGUGCGAGCUCAAGGUGGUGGACCAGUACAUGAACGAGGGAGACUGCCAGAUCCUCAUCCAUCACAUCGCCCGGGCGCUGCGCGAAGACCUGGUGGAGCGCAUCCGCCAGUCACCGUGCCUCAGCAUCAUCCUGGAUGGACAGAGUGACGACCUGCUGGCUGACACAGUGGCGGUCUACGUCCAAUACACCAGCAGCGACGGGCCCCCGGCCACGGAGUUCCUGUCCCUGCAGGAACUGGGGUUCUCCAGCACAGAGAGCUAUCUCCAGGCGCUUGACCGGGCCUUUUCCGCCUUGGGCAUUCGGCUGCAGGAUGAGAAGCCCACCGUUGGCUUGGGCAUAGACGGGGCCAACGUCACAGCCAGCCUGCGGGCCAGCAUGUUCAUGACGAUCCGCAAGACACUGCCCUGGCUGCUGUGCCUGCCCUUCAUGGUGCACCGGCCCCACCUGGAGAUCCUGGAUGCCAUCAGUGGGAAGGAGCUGCCCUGCCUGGAGGAGCUGGAGAACAAUCUGAAGCAGCUGCUGAGUUUCUACCGUUACUCGCCACGCCUCAUGUGCGAGCUGCGGUCCACGGCGUCCACCCUCUGCGAGGAGACAGAGUUCCUAGGGGACAUCCGGGCUGUGAGGUGGAUCAUCGGAGAGCAGAACGUCCUCAAUGCCCUCAUCAAGGACUACCUGGAGGUGGUGGCCCAUCUCAAGGAUGUCAGCAGCCAGACCCAGAGGGCGGACGCCUCGGCCAUCGCGCUGGCCCUGCUGCAGUUCCUCAUGGACUACCAGUCAAUCAAGCUCAUCUACUUCCUCCUGGACGUGAUCGCCGUGCUGUCACGCCUGGCCUACGUCUUCCAGGGCGAGUACCUCCUGGUGUCCCAGGUGGAUGACAAGCUCGAGGAGGCCAUCCAGGAGAUCAGCCGGCUGGCCGACUCUCCGGGGGAGUACCUGCAGGAGUUCGAGGAGAACUUCCGGGAGAGCUUCAACGGGAUCUCCACGAAGAACCUCAGGGUGGCCGAGGCCAAGUUCCAGUCCAUCCGGGAGAAGAUCUGCCAGAAGACCCAAGUGAUCCUGGCUCAGAGGUUCGAUUCCCGCAGCCGGAUCUUCGUGAAGGCCUGCCAGGUGUUUGAUCUGGCCGCCUGGCCCAGGAACAGCGAGGAGCUCAUGAGCUACGGCAAGGAGGACAUGGUUCAGAUCUUUGAUCACCUGGAGGCCAUCCCCACCUUUUCCCGGGAUGUCUGCAGGGAAGGGCUGGACCCCAGGGGGAGUCUGCUGAUGGAGUGGCGGGAACUCAAGGCUGAUUACUACACCAAAAACGGCUUCAAAGACCUGAUCGGCCACAUUUGCAAAUACAAGCAGAGGUUUCCACUCUUGAACAAGAUCAUCCAGGUCCUCAAAGUCCUCCCCACCUCCACCGCUUGCUGCGAGAAAGGCCGAAACGCCCUGCAGCGAGUUUGCAAAAACCACCGCUCCCGCCUGACUCUGGAGCAGCUCAGCGACCUGUUGACCAUCGCUGUCAACGGUCCUCCGAUCGCCAACUUUGAUGCCAAGCGAGCCCUGGACAGCUGGUUCGAGGAGAAGUCUGGCAACAGUUACACACUGUCGGCCGAGGUCCUCAGCAGGAUGUCCGCGCUGGAACAGAAGCCAGUGCUGCAGACCGUGGACCACGGGUCAGAGUUUUUUCCGGAUAUUUAGGGAGCCGGAUCGCAGAGUUCACUAAGCUGUUGAAUAUUUUUUUAAUCUAUACUCAUAAGCUUUGAUAUAUUAUAUAAAUAUAUAUUAUAUUAUAUUAUAUAUAUAUAUAUAUAUAUAUAUAUAAACCCACACUGAAAAAAUGUUAAAAACCAAGGUGACACGUCCACCAGAAGCUACUGGGAAAGGAAUAAUGUCAGAAACUGACUCUCGUCUACAAAAUUUGGCAGCUGCAACACACGUGGAAACUCAUUUUCACUCACAGAAGCAUGUGCUGGGGCCACACGUGUUCCCACCUCACAGUCAACCAACCGCAUAAGCUAAAAUGACGGGUCUGUCAUCACCUUUAGGUAGCUCAUUUUGUUUCUGUUCUCAUUUGGGGGUUGAGGGGUUUGGGUUUGGGUGUAUUG